Molecule: messenger RNA, 527 nt
Organism: Hemiscyllium ocellatum (epaulette shark)
Lineage: Eukaryota; Metazoa; Chordata; Chondrichthyes; Orectolobiformes; Hemiscylliidae
Product: cytochrome c oxidase subunit 6C-like
Exons: 4
Coding region: 161-397 (78 amino acids)
Biological process (GO): mitochondrial electron transport, cytochrome c to oxygen
Source: RefSeq, a predicted model, not a curated record
GUCUCAGCUUUAUUAAUGCCUGGAACCUGAAACUGCUCCUUGGCCAGAGGGCGGUUGGCAGCGCUCAGCGACUGUGUAGCCAAGAGCCGUCUUAGGCCUGAGCUGCGGCCUGUGCGGGAGGCGCGGCCGGUCACCUUGGAGCAGCUUCCCAGGAUAAACCAUGUCUUCUGCUGUGAUUGCCAAGCCUGUGAUGCGAGGCCUAUUGGCCAAACGUCUACGAUUUCACUUGGCUGUGGCUUUUACUUUAGCUUUUGCAGCAGCUGGUACCUUCAAGUUUGUAGUAGGUGAUUCCAGGAAAAAAGCAUAUGCUGACUUCUAUAAGAAGUAUGAUUCAAUGAAGGCUUUUGAGGCCAUGAGGGAUGCUGGUAUAUUUGAAAGUGUGAAACCAAAGAAGUAGAGUCUUUCAAAGGAACCUUGGAAUGAAUGACAAGAUUGCUCCACUGACUUACACUGGGGAACUGGAGAUGUAUGCUUUGUGCAUUCUAUACCUGAUUUAUAAAUAAAAUAUUGAAUUCUCUGACCUGGAA